Messenger RNA from Capsella rubella, 1597 nucleotides. RefSeq lists its product as uncharacterized. The transcript has 5 exons. The coding region runs from base 29 to 1354 and encodes 441 amino acids. NCBI's taxonomy places the organism in Eukaryota, Viridiplantae, Streptophyta, Magnoliopsida, Brassicales, Brassicaceae. The record is from RefSeq and is a predicted model, not a curated record.
AAUCCCGAAACUACCCUCCGGAUCCAUCAUGGAAGAAUCAUCAUCAACCCAAAACUCCUCAACCCGACCCGACCCGAUCCAAAAACCACCGGAAUCAUCAUCACCAGCCACCACCACCACCACGAAGCUCUCAUUCCCUAAACUACUUCUCUGGUUCGACCAAUCAAAUCGCGUUAAAACUCUGCUCUCAUGGUCCACCUUCUUCCUCCUCGCCGUCAUCGUCCCAAUGAUCUCACACUUCGUUCUACUCUGCUCCGAUUGCGAUUUCAAACACCGCCGUCCUUACGACGGUUUAGUCCAGCUCUCCUUAUCGAUCUUCGCCGGAAUCUCAUUCGUCAGUCUCUCCGAUUGGUCCAAAAAAUACGGAAUCCGAAGAUUCCUCUUCUUCGAUAAACUCAAAGAUGUUAGCGACAAAGUUAAAAUCGGAUACGAAUCUGAAAUCCAGAGAUCAAUGAAGCUAUUGGCUAUGUUCGUUCUCCCAUCUCUAACGCUUCAAGCUAUAUAUCGUAUCUGGUGGUAUGCUUCAGGGUUUAAUCAAAUACCUUAUAUUAUAAACCCAAUGUUGAGCCAUGUCUUAGCUUGUACACUCCAGCUCUCGUCUUGGCUUUACCGUACAUCGCUCUUCAUCAUUGCUUGUAUCCUCUACCAAAACAUCUGCCACCUUCAGGUCCUUCGCCUCGAUGAAUUCGCGCGCUGCUUCGCCUCGGAGAUUAGUGAUUUUAGCUCUGUACUCGCGGAGCAUCUUAAAAUCAGGCGUGAGCUGAAGAUUGUUAGUCAUCGGUUCAGGCGGUUUAUUGUUUUGUCGUUGUUUUUCGUUACUGCUACUCAGUUCAUGGCGUUGCUUACUACUAUUAGAGCUAGUGUUCCCUUCAAUAUCUACGAAGUUGGCGAGCUCGCGUUGUGUUCCAUAAGUUUGGUAUCAGGGCUGUUCAUAUGCUUGAGAAGUGCAACGCAGAUGACUCACAAAGCUCAAUCUGUAACGAGCAUUGCUACAAAGUGGAACGUUUGCGCGGCUUUAGAGACAUUUGAUGUUCUUUAUGACGGAGAGACUCCAAAAUGUCCAACGAGUAUACAACAUUCUCAGAUUUUAUCGCGUCGUCGUAAUGUUAUUCAAUCGUCUGAUGAUGAUGAAGAAGGAGAAGGAGAUCAUGAUGAUCUUCAUAUACAUCCAAUCUAUGCCCGCGCCAUUUGUUCUCAAAAACGUCAAGCUCUAGUGACCUAUCUAGAGAAUAACAGAGCCGGGAUCACAGUUUAUGGAUUCUUGGUGGAUAAAACAUGGUUGCGUAUGAUCUUCAGCAUCGAGCUUGCUCUUCUUCUAUGGCUUCUCAAAAAGACAAUCGUGAACAUAACAUGAAAACGAAACGAGUGUCUUGCUUUCCUUUCCACAAAGGCUGCCAUAUAACAGGUUUUUUUUGUAUCAUGUAUGUCUGUAUAGAAAUGUUUGAGAAUUUUUAUAUUUUCAGUUAUACGUACUCAUGUUUAUAGAUUGUGCAAAAAGAGGUUUAAUAAUAACAUGUUUGGGCUACUUGACGAUCCUAUGUUAAAUGUAUGAAUAUGGUUUUGUAUUAAUCUUGUAAUCUGAAUUUUUUUUGUUUCU